UUUAUAGUGCAAAUUGUUACUCUUUCAGACGCCUGCUUCUGCCAUGCCGCGCUCGUUUCUUGUUAAGACCAAACGGACGCUUCCUUUUAGCCCACCUAGGGACAACUUCAGACAGCAGGCUGAAACACACGCUGUGCAGUCUAGGAUUGGGAAUCCUGAAGAUGCUCCACAACCUUUAUGCCCUGGGAUGAGAGACCUUUUGAAUGAUCCCUGCUCACAAAUAGAUGGAUUGGCAGAAAGCUCUUACAGCGACCCAAAGGACAAGCUCUGGCUUUCAGCCCCUGGGGAGAAAGGAGACUGCCCUCAACCGAUCUCUCAAUGGUCAUCAGACCAACAACAAUCUGACAGAGAGAAAGAACUGGAGAGGCUUGUCUUCUUGUUGCUCAACCACACAUCGCACACUGACCUCAAAUCACCCACCAGGAAUUGUCCACUCUGUGAGAAGUCUCUUUCAGAUGUCCUAAUGUCAAGCAGUCACCCGCAGGAUCGAGUGAACAACAACCACUCUAUUCCUUUGACAAGAUCGCUCACUACUACAGACAUGUCCCAUGUGCCCUUUGGUUUCCAAGCAGUUGGCAGCUACAGCAGAGCAAAGGAGCGGAACUUUGGCUGCAAAGUGUGUGGGAAGGUCUUCAAGCGCUCGUCUACAUUGUCCACUCAUCUCCUCAUCCACUCUGACACGAGGCCAUACCCCUGCCAGUAUUGCGGCAAAAGGUUUCACCAGAAGUCUGAUAUGAAAAAACACACCUUCAUACACACAGGUGAGAAACCACACGUGUGCAAGGUGUGCGGUAAAGGAUUCAGCCAGAGCUCCAACCUCAUCACCCACAGCCGAAAGCACAGCAGCUACCGGCCUUUCAGCUGCUCCCGUUGUCAGCACACUUUCCAGCGCCGGGUGGACCUACAGCGCCACCAAGAGACACAGUGUGUCUAUGGAGAAGUUUAUACCCAGAACUGAGCACAUCAAGUAACAAGGGCACAAUUACAUGGGCAAUAGUGGAACUGUUUGUAAAUAACCUUGAAAAUCUUUGUAUAAUAUUUAAAAGAAUGUGCAGUAUGUAUAUCUGUUUAUACCAAUAAAGAUUAACUUGA
Molecule: messenger RNA, 1092 nt
Organism: Girardinichthys multiradiatus
Lineage: Eukaryota; Metazoa; Chordata; Actinopteri; Cyprinodontiformes; Goodeidae
Product: zinc finger protein Gfi-1b-like
Exons: 5
Coding region: 44-958 (304 amino acids)
Biological process (GO): regulation of transcription by RNA polymerase II
Molecular function (GO): DNA-binding transcription factor activity, RNA polymerase II-specific; RNA polymerase II cis-regulatory region sequence-specific DNA binding
Source: RefSeq, a predicted model, not a curated record